This is a messenger RNA of Chironomus riparius, 2346 nucleotides long. The record is from the annotation of a GenBank genome assembly. NCBI's taxonomy places the organism in Eukaryota, Metazoa, Arthropoda, Insecta, Diptera, Chironomidae.
UUCAAAUAUAAAAAUACAUUUAAGACUUACAGUGUCUCGAAGAAAUUAUAAAAAGUGUGUGAAAUUUAAUUUAAUUUAUUAAACUCCAAAAUGGCUUUAAGUCGUCCUCUUGCAAGACCAAUUGUCGCAUUAAAAUUUAUAAAUGAGAAUGAUGUCUUUUACAACUCGACAGAAAUAGACAGAAUGUUAAAUCAUUGUAACGUUAAAGAUCGAAAAAUUGUUGUCUUUUCUAUAGUCGGAUCAUUUAGAAAAGGAAAAAGUUUCUUUCUGGAUUAUUGCUUAAGAUUUCUAUAUGCACACUAUUCUUCUGUGAACAAUCCUCAACCACCAAGUGGAUCUUCAAACUGGAUGGGUGAACCGAAUGCACCUCUUAAGGGAUUUUCAUGGCGCUCUGGAAGGGACCGUGACACAACUGGAAUAGUAAUGUGGAGCGACAUUUUCCUACAUACAAUCGAAAAAACUGGUGAAAAACUUGCAAUUCUUGUCAUUGAUACCCAAGGACUUUUUGACGAUCAAUCUGGAACUGCUGAGAAUUUUAAAAUAUUUGCUCUAAGUAGCUUAUUAUCUUCAAUGCAAGUAUUAAAUAUAAUGCGCGAAAUCGAUGAAAAUCAUCUUCAACAUUUAAAUUUUGCAACUGAUUUUGCUAAUUGCCUUGGAAAUAAUCAAUUGACCGGCGGGAAUGAUGCAAAAGCGUUCCAAAAGUUGACAUUUCUUUUGAGAGAUUUUCCAUAUCCAGGCGAUUAUCCUUUUGGAAUGGUUGGUGGAACUAAGUAUAUCAACGAAGUAUUAAACAUUGAAAAAACUGUUCAGAAUCAAGAAGUGUUGUCAGUUAGACAACAUAUUAAUAAUGCAUACGAAAAAAUCGAAUGCUGUCUGUUGCCACAUCCAGGAAACACUGUUUGUGAAAAUAAAAGUUAUGAUGGUCGCUUAUCAGAAAUGUCUGACAGAUCCAAAGUAGAGUUUAAAAAUGCCAUUGAGCAUCUUUUAAUGCCAAAUAAUUUGAUUCCAAAAAGAAUUAAUGGAAUAGAUUUAACAGGAUCAUUGAUGAGAACAUAUCUUGAAAAAUAUUUUCAAUUGAUUAAUUCCAACAAUUUUAAUAUAAAAUCAUUUGCUGAAGGCACAAUCGAUAAUUACAUGAAUGAAUUGAUAAAGAAAUGUGCUGCAAAAUAUGAACUUGCACAAAAAAAAUAUGAAGAUAUAAAAGAAGAAGACAAUAUCUUAGAAAUGCAUAAUCAUUUUAAGCAAGUAGUUUUAGAAGCUUAUGACAAUGAAAACAAAAUGGGUAAUCAGGGACAUAUAUUCAAUUUCAAAGAUUUAUUGAAAGAAAAAAUUAAAGAAAUGUUUAUUCAGUGGAAGUUGGGAAUGAUAUCGAUAGCAAAAGAAAAGAAGAAAACUUUAGAAGCUGAGGAAGCAAGACAAGAAGAAAAGAGAGCUAGAGAAGCUGCAGAAAAGAAAAAUGAACAAAUGACAACAAUGAUGGCUCUUAGUUGUGCUACAAAUGUGUUAAGCACUGGAUUGGGUGCAUUUGGUAAAACAGGCAAUUUGCCAUUAAUUAUACCAAGCAGUGGUUCCAAUAUGAUGCCCAAUGUCAUUGACAUGGUGUUUAAUUUACGGGAUAGAUUGAAACGAAACAAUGCAAAUGAGGAAAGCAUAACGUCAAAGAAAGUGUUUGAUAAAGUUCUUAGUUUGAGUACAACUGAUGAUAGUGACAAAGAAUAAGUUAAAUAUUUCCAGUAUUUGCUUUUUUUAAAAAAUUGUAAUAAUUAUUCACAGAAGUAACUUGAAUAAAAACAAAAAAUUAGCGAAUCGAUCACCCACCUAAAAUAUUUAAGCUAUUGAUUCCCAUAAAAGACAAAACAAAUACUUACAAUGAAUUUACAGCAUUUCGGCUGCUACUGCGUUCGAUUAAUUGCAGUUUUUCCUUAAACGACAAAUUUUCAACACCUCCGUCCUCAUCAUCGCUGUCGUCUUUCUUCUUUAUUUCUGUCUUUGGACGAUCACAUGACUUCCUACCGAAUCCGAUUGAAAUCGGUUCACUCAUCACUAAAUUAUUUGAUACGUCAUAAUGUGUUGACGAUUUUUUUAGAGCAAAUCCAGACUUUCCACCACCAACACGCUGUUUGAGCUCUGAUCUUAAGUCGAGCGGGAAUAACCCGACCAUCUUUUUUGGUUUUAUCUUUUCCGACUUUUCAUCACGAUCGUCAUCCACACAACUGUCAUUAUUAGUGCUUUUAUGAGCAUUUUCUGAUGAUUUUUCCGCAUCUGUUGCUGUUGAUGUCGAUGGUGUGCUAUUACUAUUAUUAUUUUCAUCACAUUUAUGCUUGUCGGGCGUAGCUAAUAGCGAUG